Molecule: messenger RNA, 1396 nt
Organism: Aricia agestis (brown argus)
Lineage: Eukaryota; Metazoa; Arthropoda; Insecta; Lepidoptera; Lycaenidae
Exons: 2
Coding region: 3-1058 (351 amino acids)
Source: RefSeq, a predicted model, not a curated record
AUAUGCGCCUUAGAACUGAUGCUGGAUUUUCAAAUCAAUUGUAUGGCGACGAGCACCAGCAAUCAAAAAGUAUACUAUCUGAACUUGAUGUAGGGUUAAUAACCCAAGUACCUUUAGAUUACAUGCACUUGGUGUGUCUGGGGGUUGUAAAAAAACUGAUAAGGUGUUGGUUAGAAAAUGGACCAAAAAAAUGCAGAAUGCCUGCUUCGAAAAUAGGCGAAAUAACUGAAUUUUCCAGACGUCCUAGACCUAUCAAUAUGUUCAAAUAUUGGAAAGCUACGGAGUUCAGAGCUUUCAUUUUGUAUUUAGGCCCUGUUGUUUUACGUGGUGUGUUAAGCAAAACACUGUACGCGCAUUUUCUUUUAUUGCACUGUGCAAUUUACAUAUUAUGCACUGCAAAUAUUUGUAAACAUGAUGAAUGGCGACAGUACGCCGGCGACUUGCUACAUUGUUUUGUUCUAUACAUGUCAGAUUUGUACAGCAACGAAUUUCUUGUAUAUAACGUCCACAAUCUGCUCCAUUUGGCAGAUGACGCAUAUAACUUUGGCCAUCUUGAUAACUUUUCGGCAUUUCCCUUUGAGAAUUUUAUGUCUAAAAUAAAGAACAUGGUUCGUGGUCAUAACAUGCCAUUAGAGCAGGUUGCUAAAAGAAUGGGUGAGAAUUGUAACUCUGAAAAAAAGAAUAUUACUAAAAGAAAACCUAUUAAAGAACAAAAUGGACAGAUAAGAAAAAUACAUUACAAUGAUUACGUUAUUGGUACCUCACAAAGAGAUUCCUGUUUUGUUACUUCAAAUGGUGAUAUUGUUAUUGUUAAAUCUAUUGUGGAAACUGAUGUAAGUUCCUAUACUUUGAGGUGCAACUGCUUUGUAAACAAAACUGACUUUUACAAAGAACCCAUUCAUAGCAGCAAGUUGGGUAUAUAUAUGGUCAGUAAUUGCGUACAAAGCGUGAAUCUUAGUCCUUCUGAUAUAAGUAGAAAAUGUUUACUACUGCCCAGUUUCAAUAAUGACGAACAAUUCAUCUGUUUCCCUUUCGUUAGCAUGGUGUUGCACCACUAACAAUACGGUUAGUGGUGCAACACCAUGCAGCAAGAGAUUGUAAUGCAUCAACAUUACAAUCUCUUGCUUACUUUCUGCUGUAUCAGUUUGUUCAUUUGUCUCCUGUCUGGCUAAAAAGGUAUUAUGCUAGGGUCACUUUCAUUGACCAGUUGCAAAUAAGAGAUAAUAUUUUGUUUAUGCCUGUCCUAUCUUCAGUGCCUUUAUAUCUCUAGGCGUCAGAGGAAAUUAUUCCUUUGGCCACUAUUUGUUUAGUAUGUCUACUUGGUUUAAUUGUAGUUUAUGACUUCGAAGUUUUUAUACUUAGGCAUAAUAAUUCAAAUAAAUUACUGUAACCAUUA